AUGAUAAUUCUAAUUGAUGAAGCAACAGCCCAUAUGGAUGAACAAACACAUUUAUUAAUGAGCAGAUUAAUAUCAAGUAUGGGAUGUACAUUAAUUGCAAUAGUUCAUCGUCUUACUGGUCUAGAUGAACAUUAUGAUUGGGUUAUUGAAAUGAGCAAUGGUCAAAUAGCUAGAGAGGGACCGCCAUCACUUUUCUCCCGAAAAUAA
Meloidogyne enterolobii is the source of this 207-nucleotide messenger RNA. Lineage: Eukaryota; Metazoa; Nematoda; Chromadorea; Rhabditida; Meloidogynidae. The record is from the annotation of a GenBank genome assembly.